Penicillium malachiteum is the source of this 1638-nucleotide messenger RNA. RefSeq names its product histidine phosphatase family protein. Gene Ontology annotation, molecular function: acid phosphatase activity. The transcript is spliced from 3 exons. NCBI's taxonomy places the organism in Eukaryota, Fungi, Ascomycota, Eurotiomycetes, Eurotiales, Aspergillaceae. The record is from RefSeq and is a predicted model, not a curated record. Bases 1 to 1638 code for a protein of 545 amino acids.
AUGAGCACACCAUUCAAAUUACUAGCCCUCGGGCUUGGAACAAUCGUGCAAGUCAGUGCUGAGCCUCUAGAGCCAACAAGUACAUCUGCUGUUCCAGACUAUUUCCAGACCAGCUUUGGCCCAUAUGCCGGCCCAACACAGGUCGGAGGUGCACCAUUCCUUGCUCAGAUAAACCCAGCUCCUUUUGGAAAUCAUUCAUAUGUGCCGAACACUCCCAUUGUUACUGAUGUCCCCAUUAUCGGACAGGCAGAUGGUGCCGAGAUAUUCGAACAUAUGGGCAACCUCUCACCUUACAUGCCAAAUCCAUCGGGCUUCGGAGCUGAAGAAUACCCCUUACCUCCAGGAUCCAACAUCACUCAGAUGCAUAUGAUUCAUCGUCAUGGAUCUCGAUACCCAACCUUCGGCGAUCCAGUUCCCGUGGUCGAUUUCCAUACCCGUAUAUCCGAGCUAUUAGGCAACGGAACCCGCUUUACUGGGAAUCUCUCAUUCCUCAACGACUGGAAGUACGAGCUAGGAACAGAGGAGCUGACCGCUCUUGGCCGCCAACAGCUGUUUGACAGCGGCGUACUUCAUUGGUUCAACUAUGGUCGCCUUUACGAUUCAUCUGCACCACUUGUUGCCCGUACAACAACCGAAGCGCGCAUGCUGCAGUCAGCCGAGAAUUUCCUCAACGGGUUCUUUGGGCCCAACUGGACCAAGAAUGUUACCUUGGAAGUUAUGAUCGAAAGCUCUGGCUUCAACAAUUCCUUGGCAGGAAAUGAGGCUUGCAAUAAUAGUCACACUGAUCGUGGGUAUGUUGGUGAUGAAGCAAGUACGCAAUGGCAAAACAAAUAUUUCCAAAAGACGACAGAGCGAUUCCGUCAGUCUAUGACUGGGAACGCUAAUUGGACAAUCGAGGAUACUUAUAUCGCCCAGACUAUGUGUCCGUACGAGACUGUUGGUUUGGGCUAUAGUCCGUUCUGCUCACUAUUUACCUGGGAUGAAUGGCUGGGCUUUGAAUAUAGCCUUGACGUGAAUUAUUAUGGAAGCUUUGGCUUUGGAUCACCAGUGGGCCGGGCAUUAGGUAUUGGUUACGUCGAAGAACUAGUGGCUCGACUGCUUCAACAUUACCCUCAACCCGAUGGUGAUUCCAUUGCAGUGAAUGAAACUUUGGAUGACAACACUAGAACAUUUCCUCUGGAUCAGACGCUGUAUCUGGAUUUCAGUCAUGAUACCAAUAUUGUGGCGAUUUUGACAGCACUUGGCCUCACGCAGUUUGCUGAGUUCCUACCUCUGUCUGGUCCCCCGCCAAAUCAUCAAUUAAUUACUAGCCACCUUGUUCCAUUUGCGGGCCGUUUCAAUAUCGAAGUCAUUAAAACCCCUCUACCUGUCCUGUCAAAACGAUCAGAGCAGCCUGGUGACGCGGUUUAUGAGUCCACAGGAGGUGAGACAAUCUACGUGCAUAUGUUGAUGAAUCAGAGGACCAUUCCUCUUGGACGCAGCAUCUCACAAUGUGGACAGCGGGACGAUGGGUGGUGUGAGCUGAAGACUUUUAUCAAGGCUCAGAAAGAGAACAUUGCCAAAGCAAAUUACGAGGAGAGUUGUUUCGGUGACUAUCCAGUCCCGGCAUAUGGAAAUAUCACCACAGGUGCAAUCUAA